AUGGACAUUGAUCAGGCUGAACCCGCAGUGGUGCAGGACAUGAGCAUCAAAAGAGAGACCAGCAAUGGUGUAGACAGCGAUCCUAGGAUGUCGCAAAUCCCAGAAACUGCAAACACGGGCUCCGCUGGCCCACGCUCGUCGCAACCGCGUUCGAUGUCUCAGGCGGAUGCCACACCAGACGACAAGUCGGAUGUCAAGCUGGGGCCCACGUCCAGGGCCACCAGCAAGAAAGGCACGGCUAAGAUCGUCAAGAAAACUGGCCGGAAGACUACCGGCAGCGGGACCCGGGGCGGUCGAAAGUCGCGUGGCGGUAGCAAAUCUGGAGCAUCAUCCCGGGCCAAGAAGACAACAACCACCGCCACUACAGCCUCUCAAGCAUCAGCCUCAUCACCGCUAGGAGGGCCUCUGGCAUCCAGCGAGGCAGGGGCCAGCGACGAGGAGGAGUCGGACCACGGGCCUUACUGCAUCUGCCGGGGACCGGACGACCACCGGUGGAUGAUUAGUUGCGACAUGUGCGACGACUGGUUCCACGGGGAGUGCGUCAAUAUCGAUAAGACGAUCGGCGAGGCCCUGAUCCAGCGUUACGUGUGCCCCGGCUGCACAGACAGGCAGGGCAUUAACGUCACUAGGUACAAGAAGACGUGCAGUCUUGAGGGGUGUUGGAGGCCGGCAAGGAUAUACGACGAUAUCCGCGGUGACGCGGACUACAGCGUGUUCUGCAGCGACAAGCACGCCGAGGAUUGGUGGGAGCAGCUGGUCAGGUCACUGCCCGAGAAUCGGAGUCUGAGGGCCAAGGAGGCGGACCUCACGAGGGAGAAAUUCAUGGGGUUGUUGAACGUGCCCGCGGCGCACAAGUUCGUUGAAGGCGAAGAGCCGUGGCAUCUCGGCAAGAAGCCAUUUGCCGUACCUAAUGAGUUCUGGUCACAUGUCGACCAGACUCUCGUCUUCACGCUGGAGGAACAGUCUUUCCUGGCUGCGUCCGCCGCAGACCGCUACGCACUAGCCGAGGAGAUCGUGCUGAACAAGAAGAUGCAGCAGCUUCUCGACCUGGCCAACGAGCGGCGCAAGGCCGCCAUUUCUGAGGGCCUGGUCGAAAAGGACGUGUGCGGGUACGACACCAGGCUGGACCUGGUCGGCUGCCCGGAAGAGUUCGGCGUCUUCGUCAAGUCCGCGCAGGGCGAGGCCAUCUACAAGAAUAACAGCCUCGCAACGGGCGGCGGCUGGACGGAGGAGCAGGUCCAGGCGAUGAAGGCCGCCGCCGCCGAGGUCGAGGACGGCAGGGAGUGGACCCUGGCCACAGCGGGCAUGUGCGACCGGAGGAGGUGUAAGCCGCACGCCUCGUGGUACAACAUCUUCACCAAGAGCACGCGGCACCUCAUCAAGGAGCUGGCGCGCCAGGCCAAGGAGAAGCUCGACGCCGAGACCAGGGUCCGGGAGGCGGCCGCCACGAGGUAUUUCAGGCGGAGGAACGAGAGGACCUCCGUGACCAGGUUGGAUGAGAUGGUCAUGACUUGA
Molecule: messenger RNA, 1515 nt
Organism: Diaporthe citri
Lineage: Eukaryota; Fungi; Ascomycota; Sordariomycetes; Diaporthales; Diaporthaceae
Exons: 2
Coding region: 1-1515 (504 amino acids)
Biological process (GO): positive regulation of DNA-templated transcription
Cellular component (GO): Set1C/COMPASS complex
Source: RefSeq, a predicted model, not a curated record